GAUUUGUAUUCAUGCGGCAAUUCAGUCAGGCAGAGUCUAUCGGCAUCGGCGUGCAUACUGCACAUCUGCGUUUCGUGUUAUUGGUGAUAGACGAGUAUAAUACGUGUGAUACCGAUACGUAAAUGAACAAAUAAGUAUAGUGUAUAAUUGUACAGUGUAAUUGUCCAUGAACAACACGCUUUGAUAAUACAUAUCAUACAUGAAAAUGUUGUUUUUAACAAUAUGCUUAACGUUCCUGCUCUUCGGCGUGUCGAAUACGUUGGAUAAUGGACUUGCGGAUGCUCCGCCAAUGGGAUGGAUGCAUUGGCAACGGUUUCGAUGCGUGAUUGAUUGUGAAACAUACCCAGAUGAAUGUGUCAGUGAGCAAUUGUUUCGCAACAUGGCGGACCUGAUGGUAUCCGAAGGAUACCUCGAAGCUGGCUAUGAAUACAUCAUUGUUGAUGAUUGCUGGGCAUCGAAGAAACGCGCUUUGAAUGGCAGUUUAGUUGCUGAUCCAGUGAGAUUUCCAAAUGGCAUCAAAGCGUUAGCUGAUUACGUGCAUUCAAAAGGACUUAAAUUUGGUUUGUAUGGCGAUUAUGGUAAUUUAACUUGCGCGGGAUAUCCAGGCAGUAUUGAUCAUAUGGAACUGGAUGUAAACACGUUUGCUGCAUGGGGUGUAGAUUAUAUUAAAUUGGAUGGAUGUUAUGCUGAUCAGGAAACUAUGGAGCAAGGUUACGCUGAAUACGGACGUUACAUGAAUGAAACAGGACGACCAAUGGUAUACUCCUGCAGUUGGCCAGCAUACCAAGAACCCUUCAACAUUAAACCCAAUUAUCAUGCCCUAAGAAAAACCUGUAACCUUUGGCGUAAUUGGGACGACAUUGACGACUCCUGGGAGAGCGUAUCAUCAAUCGUCACUUGGUUUGUCAAGAACCAAGAUAGAAUCGCACCAUUCUCCGGACCAGGACAUUGGAAUGAUCCAGACAUGUUAAUCAUUGGUAAUUAUGGCUUGACUGUACCACAAGCAAAAGCACAAAUGACAAUCUGGUCCAUAAUGAGUGCCCCUCUUAUUAUGUCGAAUGAUUUACGUGCCAUCGACGAAGAAUACAAGAAAAUCUUACUUAAUCGUGAUGCGAUAGCCAUCAAUCAAGAUUACCUUGGAAAAAUAGGCAAACAAGUUUUAGUUAAAAAAAAAGUUGCUGUGUGGACAAAAGUGAUAAUGCCUAACAUCAGUGGGCAUCCAUCAUACGCCGUUGGAAUUGUAAGCAAUCGCACUGAUGGAUUCGCCUACAAAGUCGAUUUUCCACUGAAAGAUCUAAAUUUAGACGCUCCACAUGGCUACUUUGUUCAGAAUGUUUUUGAAGACCAAGCAGACUUUGACAUUCCAUCAAACGGAUCAAUUUCCAUGCGAAUUAUACCCACAGGUGGAGUAUUAUUAAAAUUGACACCCAGGAUGAAAUAUUCCGAGAUUCAAAUUAUUCAAAGUGAAAUAACUGUGGAUAAGAUUUAAGAUGUUGUAAGUAUGUGUGGCGUUGAAAGUUGAUAAUAGUGUGUCUGUCAAUAAAUGUAAAUGCAAGUUACAAAA
Dalotia coriaria is the source of this 1564-nucleotide messenger RNA. Its product is annotated as alpha-N-acetylgalactosaminidase-like. The record is from RefSeq and is a predicted model, not a curated record. Gene Ontology annotation, molecular function: alpha-galactosidase activity. Lineage: Eukaryota; Metazoa; Arthropoda; Insecta; Coleoptera; Staphylinidae. The transcript has 11 exons. Bases 200 to 1489 code for a protein of 429 amino acids. Gene Ontology annotation, biological process: oligosaccharide metabolic process; glycoside catabolic process. Gene Ontology annotation, cellular component: cytoplasm.